Varroa destructor (honeybee mite) is the source of this 1562-nucleotide messenger RNA. RefSeq lists its product as uncharacterized. NCBI's taxonomy places the organism in Eukaryota, Metazoa, Arthropoda, Arachnida, Mesostigmata, Varroidae. The record is from RefSeq and is a predicted model, not a curated record.
GUCGAACGGACGAGUAGUGGAAAAGUAGAAAAAACGUUUAUUCGACGCCACUUUAUAAUCCCAACUAGCUACACAGGAUUGGCCGUUGUGCUUACCGCCUGUUUGGUGUUCCGUUCAGGGUGGUAAGGGCGAAUGUGUAGCGAAGGAGGUCAGAAAGACUGAUCCGUUUGCGACGGUCCACUCGUAUGCGAUCCAAGAAUGACUGCGAAACCAUGACGAACCAGAAUGAGGAAACGCGAGCGACAUAUGAGCAAUAACUGAACGAACAACAGCCGAUGAAUGAAAAGUCGUCAUGCAGAGUGCAUCAGUGUGUAGUCCCGCCGAAAGGUGCCCAUAAACAAUGCUAUUACGUUGUGAUUUCUGUUAGCACUUAAUAACAGACGUGUAAAAAAAAUUACAAGGCAACACGUUAAAAAACAUUCGAUCGAAUCCUCUAGAGUUACGUGCAACAUUUGCCUGCUUAUGCGUCCAGUGGGGCGGCAGAAUUCGUUGUGAGGACAAAUAUAGGACUAUAGAAAGAAAUCAACGGGAAUAACGAAAAAGUCAAAUGCUGUUAGAGGAAUUAUAAACACAUCCAGUGAGUGAAAAAAAAUGGCCACUCCUUGCUUCGACUCAAGAUCUUUUGUUGUUAUAAACGUAUUGUUAAUUUCAUUAUGGAACGUUGCGCAAGCUGCACCUAUGAACGACUUCAACAAAGGUCACAGUCAAGAAGGGGUGAUUCUGCCAGAUGGAUACGAACUGACGCGCUGCUCAAGGAUUGCAAGUCAAAAUGAUUCACGCUUGCUGGUAUGUUUAGACACAAAAGAGGAACCCGUGUUAUUGACUAUUUCCUCAGUCAAAGAUUUUUCUUCAUUUACUGCCCGAAAUCAAUCGCCUCCUCAAAGCAAGUACCUUAUCGCACCGCGAACAAGCCAUUUUGUGCCGUCUUUCCUCCGCCGAUGCUUACCAGCGCCGCCGAUAAAUAGAGAACAACGUGAUCAUUCCAUACCUAGAUUGGCAGAAUCCCAAAAUAAUCGAUUGCACCGUAGCUUUUUCAACUGUCACGACAGCACUACAGAGUAUGCUACAUUACGGGUUGGUCUAGCACAUCAUAUAUUACGGGAUAAACGGUGGAUCGAGGUUGUGGUAGUGGAUAGCAAUAAUCGUCAAAUAAGCGGGACCAGCGGCGAAAACGAAGGUCUACAUCACAAAAGUCCAGCCGUAAAGGCUUUUAAUAGUAGCUCCCAUAUUUUCGACACCCACGAAGCAGACAAUCAGAAAACUAUUACAGAGCAAGCUGACGACGCCGCUAGCGUAGGGGAACGUACUGACUGUGUCGACGAACAUGACCCGAACUGUGAUCUGGAAAGCGCUCGCAAUGAGGACAAUUGAGCGUAACUGGUAAAUGAACAUGCCGUAUAACCAAAACUAUUAAUUACAGCUACUAUUUAAUUCUACUUCAUUAUAACUACUUUAACAGUAUCUGAUGGCAGUGCUACUGAUAUUGUAGUCACGUCGUAUAUGCGAUACAUUAAAUAUAUUGACGAGCUUAAUGUAGUUUGGACACAGACAAAAAAAAAAAC